This is a messenger RNA of Paramecium tetraurelia, 1482 nucleotides long. RefSeq lists its product as uncharacterized. NCBI's taxonomy places the organism in Eukaryota, Ciliophora, Oligohymenophorea, Peniculida, Parameciidae. The record is from RefSeq and is a predicted model, not a curated record. The transcript has a single exon.
AUGGUCUAUCAAUCAUUAAUUGAAGUCCAUGUUAUUGUCGAAGAUAGCAUAAGACAUCUGAUGCAUUCUCUAACCAAUGGUCUGAAUGUAAGUGAUGUAUUAAGAAAUAUGCCAUCAUACACAUUUACAAAAACGAUGGAAUUGAUUGAAUCUAUUGUGAAGGAAUUUGAGUAUGACAAAAUCAAAUCAGACUUAGUUGAGGAGUGUGAACCUGAGAAAACGACAUAUGAUCAAUGGAGGCGAUAAAAUGCUAAUUUCAUGAAGGAAUUCAUAAAGAAACCUGAUAAUGUCAUGGAAGAAUUGGCUGAAGAAUAAUAUGAAGAGAAACCUCCAACUUGGGAAGAGUUUUAGCCUGAAAUUGUAUAAACAUAACAGGAGCCUGAAAGUGAUUUAUAUGAUGAUCAUUUGAGAAGUUAAUUAUCAUAUAGGGAGAGGAUGAGAAAGGAAUUUUAAGAGAAUCAAACUCUAAUUGAGAAGGAGAAAUAGGAAGAAAGAAGAAAAGUCAGAGUUUUGGUAGAUGGUCAACCAGAAAAAGUAACUUAUGAUAUUGAUGGUAAAAUAAUACUUAAAGCUAAGAGAAUACAAUUGGCACCUGUUAGAAAGAUUGAAGGGUAAUAAAUGAAAGAAUCAGCUCCCUCUUAAACAGAAGAAUUGGCAGUUCUCAAGCCACGACGACCGGCAUUCCGAAAACCCAAAUUAAAAGUAUUCAAAGUAUAACCAACAAAUGAAGAUGGGGAGGCUCAAAAGAUUAUAGCUCAAUAGGAGAGAAAUCAUUUACAGGAAUUCAUGGAUGUUUUACAAUUAAAACCAGGAGUUUUCCUAGAAAUGGAACAUUAUGAAAAAGGAUAAAGGAAUAAGCAUACUUAAGCUUAGGAUUUGCCAUAUCGUAUCUAAAAUAAAAUGGAUCAAUAUUUAGCAUCUGAAUAAUCAUAGUCUAUUCGUUUAUCAAAGGAAGAAUAUUCAAGUGUUACAAUCAAUAACAGUAUUUUGAGAGGUUCAUAUGAAUAAUCUUAUUUAAAGAAGAAAACAGGCGUUCGAUAAAAUUCCACUUAAAAAACUAAACAAAGUGAUUAUGAGGAUACUGUCCCUAAAAAUGGGAUUGUGAAAGUCAAUGAUAUUGGCAAGUUCUAUGAUUUGCUUAUCAAAGACUCAGAAAUCAUAGAGGAGAACACUCACACUGAUUUCCCACCUUUAAUGAUGGAUAGAUAAGAGAGUCUUAGUAUAUAGGAAUUUAAAACUCCCACAAAAUCAGAACUACCUUCUAUUCCUGCUACACAAUUCUAUAAAUAUCUAUCAAAAUAACAACCCCCUAGUCUAUCAAGGAUAGACAAUAACAGCGUCACUGGAUCUGUGACUUCUAAAUUAACUAGAGAUAGAUCAAUGCCUGAAGUUGUCAGCAAUAUGAAAUUGCAUUAAUGUUUAGCUGCUCCUAAAAUUGGGAAGUUCUUAGGAUUCGGAGUCAAUCAAAAAUACAAAUUCUGA